Molecule: messenger RNA, 2415 nt
Organism: Epinephelus lanceolatus (giant grouper)
Lineage: Eukaryota; Metazoa; Chordata; Actinopteri; Perciformes; Serranidae
Source: RefSeq, a predicted model, not a curated record
AUGGUCGGGGAGACAGAGGUGAAGGAGAGACCCAAGUCCAACCCGGACUAUCUCAUGCAGCUGAUGAACGACAGGAAGGUGAUGAGCUCCCUGCCCAACUUCAGCGGCAUCUUCACGCAUCUGGAGCGGCUGCUGGAUGAAGAAAUCGGCAGGGUACGCAAAGACAUGUACAAUGACACGGUGAACGGCGGCAUGUUCAACGGGCGGGACAUGGAGGAGCUUCCCGAAGCCAUCGGCCCUGUGGCUCAGCUGCAGGAGAAGCUCUACGUGCCUGUCAAAGAGUACCCUGACUUUAACUUUGUAGGGAGGAUCCUGGGCCCACGUGGACUGACGGCCAAACAACUGGAGGCAGAGACCGGCUGCAAGAUUAUGGUGCGAGGAAAGGGCUCCAUGAGAGACAAGAAGAAGGAGGAGAUGAACCGAGGGAAGCCCAACUGGGAGCACCUCAGCGAGGACCUCCACGUCCUGAUCACGGUGGAGGACACACACAACCGGGCCAAGAUCAAACUCCAGCGGGCCAUCAACGAGGUCAAGAAACUUCUGGUGCCAGCUGCUGAGGGGGAGGACAACCUGAAGAAAAUGCAGUUGAUGGAGCUGGCCAUUCUCAACGGGACCUACAGAGACGCCAAUGUCAAGACGCCCACCGCCGGCUUCCCUCUGGCGACCCCUCAGGCGCCCCGGAUCAUUACAGGCCCGACGCCCGUCCUGCCUCCCACCCUGCGCAACCCCGCCCCCGUCACCACGCCGACCAUCAUGCCUCUGAUCCGUCAGAUUCAGAGCUCCGCCCUUGUGCCAGGAGGCAAUCCGCACCCGGCGCUGGUGCAGCAAGGGCCCGAAUCUGGAAUCAUCUACACGCCCUACGAGUAUCCCUACACACUCACGCCCUCCAUAUUGGAAUACCCGAUUGACUCAACUGGAGUAUUAGGUAUGGCUUUCCCAACCAAAGGCUAAACGAUAGCAACUCUUCCUAGCACACACACGGACUGGCUUGCAGAGACCCCACCCCCCACCCCCCCACAUACUUGUUCCCCCAGAGCAAACACUCAGAGUUUGCUCAUACUUUAGGAUGACAGAUUCCUCGACAGUCAUUCUGUAGUCAAGUGUCCAUUCCUGUUAAUUUCCUCUUUGUAUUAGCAGACUAGUGUUGUGGUGUGACAGCUAUUUAACUUUUUUUAAUAGUUCAGCUUCUGCUUGUAAUUUUAACACAUUUUUAGUGAACCCAUAGGUAUUCUAGCGCCGCUGUUUGUGAUUUAAUAUAUGUUAAAGCUUAUUUUAAUCACAGAGCUAUAGAGUGACUUCGCUUACAGCUGAUGUUGAAUCUACUAGUGAAGCUUAGUGAGAAAUUAGUGGUUUGGAUUAAUAUUUUCUUUAGAGAACAGAAGACCACAAAACAACAAGAGUUCUGUCUCUUAGAAGUGAGAUGUUUUGACUUGUUUUCGCCCUUCAGCCUUGAACACUUUGUAUAUUCCUGAUGUUGGUGCCAUGGGUGGACUGUUUGAUGUCUUUCUGAUGAGUAACCUUCUGUGUUCUGUUUUGGCGAUGUCAAUGGCUGUUAGCAGGUGCCAUGACCACUAAGGUACGACGCCACGACAAGAGAAUCCAUCCUUACCAAAGGGUAGUGACCCCAGACAGAGGUUAGUUAGCUCACCAGCCACUUUAUGUGUAUGUGUGUGUGUGUUAGUGUGCGUGCAUGCAGACCAAUGGACCAAUUUCAGUUUACAUGUGUCUGUAAAACGGCAUGCCUAAAAAAAGAAGUAACUGUAUCAGGCGAAAAAAAGGUCACACGCUGAAGCAGCUUCAGUGCAAAAUGUGAAACGGUAUUUGUUGCAGUGAAAGUGAAAUAAGUGAGCAGAUUGGGAGGAACCACGUGAGGGGUGACAGCUGCAGCGGUUAUCUUUGCUCGCCUGGUAGAUAAACUGGAAGGCUUGCAGGCCGGGACCCUCUCAAUUAGAAUGGAUCACUCCGUUCAGGUGACUCGGUCCUUGUGACUCUGGGUUUGGAGUCCUCUCUCAGAAACUUUUUUUUUGUUGUUGUUGUUUUUAUCUCUUCACUACUACUUUUGACCCUGCAAAUAACUGUGGGAAGUUUUAUUUAUACCCAACUUCAUUCCAGUAGAUUUCCACAAAUGUUUUUUUUAUUAUUAUUAUGAAUUAAAUCCUGUGUUGUGCCCAAUGACUAUAUGACGCUUAAAGGAGCAGUGUGUAAGACUUAGGGGGAUUUAGUGCCAUCCAGCGGUGAGGAUUGCAGAUUGCAACCAGCUUCUCCUGGUUAGAAUUCCUUCGGUAUUCAUCAUUCAGAAAGUUUUUACUGGUAGCUGAAUUAUCUCUCUUGUCUCUUCUUCUUUAAAACAAACAAACCAGGUGAUUAAAACUGUUUAAAAAACACUGAAUGAAGCAGUUUCACGUUACAAAUCAG